ACAGCCGUUCGCUUCUGUUCUGAUAGGAAAUGCGGACUCAGGAACAGCGUAUUGUCACCAGGCUGUUGGGAGCUAUUGCUGUCUCAACAGCCUCUUCCGGGAUCCUCUGGGGCACUCAAUGCAUGCGCCAAUAAGCUCAGCGUCAAAUGCUCUGUCCUCUGGCAAAGCUCACAACAGAAAGGUCUCGGCUGCGGAGACAUUAAGCCACAUCAGGGGUGGUCAGCUGUCGUUACAACAGACGGGCUCCUGCUUGGGCAGGUAAAGGUGGGCUAAGCUACCCGUGUCCUUUAAUGGGGCUUUUUGCAGAUAUCCUAACUGACCUGGGCAGCGGACGAUACCGCGUUAAGGACAUGAGCCUACUAUAGUUACCGGAGCAGAACCAGAACCUCUUCUAAAUACUGAAUUCCCACCAGUUUAUCGCAAUGUCCUAUGCAAUACAUCCUCUGUCGCUGCCGCGGAGCUUUAAAGAACAGGUCGAACAGUGUAUUCCACGCAGCCUGAGCUACAUCAAUAACCUGUAUCAGAACGCGCAACUGGCCGAGGGAUUUGGCAGUCGAGGAUCGGCCGGCGGGAUCGCCAAAAAUCAGCAUGCCUUCCGACAGCUUCCCCGAACGCAAAGCACAGUAAGUAACAGCUGCGAUCCAGAACUUCGGCCAAUAAUGCGUCGGAGAACCAAAUCACUUCCCUGCUCUCCCGAAAGGAGAAGCGCCGCUAAAUGCCGGCCUGGAUGCCAUAAAGUGAGGUUCGCAGACUCCCUUGGUUUGGAGCUGGCCGAGGUCAAGGUUUUCAAUGCUGGCGACUACCCAUCCAUCCCUCUGCAUGUCCUCUCCAGGCUGUCAAUCAACUCGGACUUGUGUUGCAGUCAGGAUCUGGACUUCUCCAUCCUGUACUUGGAGCCGGAUUUCCAGCUGCCGUCGGACGGCGAGGAUUUCUGGCGCAGGCUGCAGCAGGACUGCGUCUGUUUGGAACAGGUCACCAGCUCGGUGGAGCUGGGGAUUUCGGGCACCAUCCGAGUUCUCAACUUGGCUUUUGAAAAGUUGGUCUGCGUUAGAUAUUCCUUCACCGAUUGGAAGACUCACUACGAAGCGCACGCCCUUUGGCAAAGCAGCGACAAAUCCAGCGACCCGGAGUCCGAUGUAUUUUCAUUCGUUCUGCCGCUUCCCCCGUAUCUGCAGCACAUCUGCUCGGCCGUACACUUUGCCAUCAAGUACCGGGUUAACGGAAAAGAAUACUGGGAUAACAACCGGGGCAAAAACUACAGCUUCACGUACAGGAGCCACUCUCUGAAAAUGCCUAAAGACAGCGAGCAGAGCUGGAUUCACUUUAUCUAAAAAAAAAACCCAAAAAACAAAUGGAGUGAAAUGUUUUCCAGAAAUGAACAAAGUGUCGGGGUUGGGACACGGAACACAAAGGCAUGAAAGGUCCCGAUUCUAGAGCUUUCAGUGUGAAAGCACCUGCACGGCAUUGUGUUUUAAAUCUAGCACAUGCAGCACUUGUGCCAAAAGGUGAAGCUCUGCCGGCUCGGUGAAUGCUUCUGUUUAGUCUGCAAACGUCGUGGGGCACAUUGACGUAAAAGUGAAUUUAUUUAAAGUUCCCUCUUGUGUUGCCUUAAUAUGCCCCGGUCAUGGAAUUGAAGGUGACCCCCGAGCCACACUGAGGUGGGCUUUCAAUGGGAGCGCCAGAGACAGGCUUACCCGGCAUUAGCUUUCUCUGUAAACUUCAAACACGUUACAAAGUCUCAGCUCUUCCAAAAAAACAAUUCCGUGUGCGUGUGACCCGU
Molecule: messenger RNA, 1780 nt
Organism: Spea bombifrons (plains spadefoot toad)
Lineage: Eukaryota; Metazoa; Chordata; Amphibia; Anura; Pelobatidae
Gene: PPP1R3D
Product: protein phosphatase 1 regulatory subunit 3D
Exons: 1
Coding region: 423-1331 (302 amino acids)
Biological process (GO): regulation of glycogen biosynthetic process
Cellular component (GO): protein phosphatase type 1 complex
Molecular function (GO): protein phosphatase 1 binding; glycogen binding
Source: RefSeq, a predicted model, not a curated record